AUGGAGAGAACACCAAUGCAUGAUCAAUCCAUGACACCAUCACCUAACACAUUACCUGCUACGACAACGUCAGCUCAUUCUAGCCAACCAACAUCCAAAAGUAUGGUCUAUAUUUGUGGUGAAUGUCACAAAGAUAAUGAAUUAAAAUCUACAGAUGUUAUUCGAUGUAACGAAUGUGGUUAUCGUAUAUUAUAUAAGAAACGUACAAAACGAUUGAUCGUAUACGAUGCCAGAUAG
This is a messenger RNA of Rotaria socialis, 237 nucleotides long. Lineage: Eukaryota; Metazoa; Rotifera; Eurotatoria; Philodinida; Philodinidae. The record is from the annotation of a GenBank genome assembly.